CCAUUGUUGCACGUUCGCAUUCCUUCCGUUCCGCCUCCCGAAAAAAAAAAUAAUCAGAAAACAGGAGUGGAGAAGGAAGAGAGAUUAGAUUAGAAGCAAAAGCAACACCCCUGCAAUUCCACAUCUUUCUUCCGCCACUCUUCCUUACGUCUCUCCGGUUUUCCAAAACUGCUUCUCAGAGCCAGAAAACCGGAAAACCUCCCACAAAACGGUUUCUCCGAACCAAUCUAUCAUUCCGUUUCUCCCAAGAUCGAUCGAAGAUGAGUUCCGGAGAGCUCCUCAGCAUCGAACCUCAGGAACUCAAAUUCCCUUUCGAGCUGAAGAAGCAGAUCUCGUGUUCUCUUCAAUUAUCGAAUAAGACUGAUAACUAUGUAGCAUUCAAGGUCAAGACAACGAAUCCAAAGAAAUAUUGCGUCCGACCGAACACUGGAAUUGUCAUGCCUCGGACUACGUGCGAUGUCACCGUUACUAUGCAAUCACAACGAGAAGCUCCACCAGAUAUGCAAUGCAAGGACAAGUUUCUUCUCCAGAGUGUUAUUGCGAAUCCGGGUGCUACGGGAAAGGAUAUUACACCAGAAAUGUUUAAUAAGGAGUCAGGGAAUCUCGUUGAGGAGUGCAAAUUGAGGGUUGUUUAUGUUUCACCGCCCCAACCGCCCUCGCCAGUUCAGGAAGGAUCUGAUGAGGGUUCGUCACCCCGGGCAUCUUUAUCAGAUAAUGGGAAUAUGAAUGCUUCGGAAUUUGCGCCUGUUUCAAGAGCGUAUGUUGAGCCUCAAGACAAAUCUUCUGAGGCCAAGGCUCUGAUUUCAAGGUUGACUGACGAGAAGAAGUCUGCUAUACAACAGAACGAUAAACUUCGUCAGGAACUGGAACUUCUGAGAAGGGAAGGCAGUAAAGGGCAUAGCAGCGGCUUCUCGUUCAUAUUCGUGGUGAUCAUAGCUUUCUUGGGCAUCCUUUUGGGAUAUCUAAUUAAUAGGACAUGAUUCCACUGUCUUGGGGGUGAUAAUUCUCUUUCCAUUUCCUCCCCCACCCACCUAAAAGAAGAAAAAUGAUUUGACAUGGGGUUCUUUGUGUUUGUGUUUGGGAGACUAAUGCACAGAAAGAAGAUAAAGAAGAUGGUGGCAUUCCUUAUUGGGGGAUUGAUGAGUUUAUAAUUGUUAAUGGGGAAGUCAAUAUCUGGCUGGUAAUGCCUUACUUUGUUAAGGGGCAAUUUCAGUAACUCCUUUUUUUCUUUUUUCAUUUUUUUUUCCUUUCUCCUUUUUCUUUUUAUCUUUUGUCAUUCUUGCUUUUGAUAUUGUGUUACAAUAAAGCAUUGAGAAUAAUGAUGAUUAACCAUGGUCUUUUAAUUAAAAAGGAAGUGUUAUGAAAAAUUGAUAUGAUUUCAUGAUAAUGUGACUGGAAAUGGGCCUAUGCUUUGCAGUGUAGUAGAUCUUUUAGUGCCCACUAAUGGGGUCCUUGGUUUGGCAAUCCAGACCCGAGGUGAUGUCCCACUGGAGGAGUAGGCACAAAAAUGUUUGUGAUGCUACAAAGCUAAUCUUCUUAUAGAUGUUUGUGAAAGGAAUACAACAGUAGUCCAUGUUCAACUGAGAAGAGUCCCAAGAUUGGUGGUGAAAACAUUUCGAUCCUUGUUGGGGUGUGGUCCAUCUGCAUGGCAGCUUGGCCAUCCGUCUCACAAGUAGGACUCUCUGUUGAUGUGGACUUCAUCCUGAAUGUCCCACGCACCAAUGCAUGGAUCAUCUGCAGAGGACCCCAUCAGGUAGUGGUUGGGACCACUGAAGUAUGGCCCCACUCACAAGCCUCAAUGUUGGUAUGAUUAGGCUGGCCUGAUUCUUCAAAUCAUCCCAUUAUGGGUGGAACAUAGGUAAAAGUUAUGUUGCGUCUAAUUUCGUUGUUUGAAUGUGGAUUUUAGCAUCCAUUUGAUUGGUUAAGUGCAUGCUAGGUGUGGGGUUCAAAGAUGGAGGUGAACUACCACAAUUUGAAUCCCAAAAGAGGUGAAGCUUAUGCAUACCAGGUAAAAAUAAGAGGUGGAUGAAAUGGAUCUCUUGCAAUGAAAAUUCACCAAGUGCUUGGAGAAAAACGGGAGGAGAACAUCUUCCUGAGCAAUAAAUCUUGAACCCGAGAGGGAGAAAAAUCCCUAAAAAUGCUUCUUCUUUUUUUAGUGAAUAAUAUCGAACAAUUGUGUUUUACGCUACUCUUGAUGUGAUUUAGAUAAACAAAGACGCCAAUACUCCGAAUUUAACUUAAAAUAGACAAUUGCCCCAGACGGUAAACUUGAAUCAGUUAACUGAAAGCUAAUUAACCACUCUUACCUAACCCAAACAAGAACUUUUAAAAUCAGACAGGAUCUGUAAAAGAAAAAGAAAAAAAUACUUAUUAACCACUCUUACCUAACCCAAACAAGAACUUUUAAAAUAAGACAGGAUCCGUGAAAGAAAAGAGAAGGAAAUAAAAA
Magnolia sinica is the source of this 2449-nucleotide messenger RNA. RefSeq names its product vesicle-associated protein 1-2-like. The transcript has 8 exons. Gene Ontology annotation, biological process: endoplasmic reticulum membrane organization. The coding region runs from base 261 to 980 and encodes 239 amino acids. Gene Ontology annotation, cellular component: plasma membrane; endoplasmic reticulum membrane. NCBI's taxonomy places the organism in Eukaryota, Viridiplantae, Streptophyta, Magnoliopsida, Magnoliales, Magnoliaceae. The record is from RefSeq and is a predicted model, not a curated record.